ACAGCUCCCCACCACAACCCACCCGGAGGCGCAGCUGCUACCAAUACUCUCCAAACCUGCGCCUAUGCUCUAGAAUAUUAUCUAUUUCCUCGUAGCACCUCUACAUCCUCUCAUUGACCUUCCUAUCCGACUGACGACCUACCCCAUCCUUUGUAGUUGCCUUGCCCCGCAUGGCCUCCCCGGAUACGCGGAGCUCGCCUUCGCCUUCGGCGUCCUUCUACGAUCUGAGCGAUGACGAAGAGGGCGAGUAUAAUACUAUCCGGCAUACAAGCAGCGGACGGGGAGUGAAGCUGCUGUAUUCAAAAAGCAAGGUCUAUGUACACCCUACGCCGUCCGCCAGAGACAACAUUCCCGGCUUCAUAGCGCUAGUGCAGCAGAAGUCACCAGCGGAAGCCAACGAUGCGCGACCCACCUCGUCCUCCUCCGCCCGCAGCGUGCAUUCGUCCAACCUGCUCCUCGCCUGGCUGCCCGAGACGUCCCUGGGCGAUUCCUACGAUACCUAUGUCAAGGUCGACAUGUCUGACUCGUCGUCUCCGCCGAGGCAGACCUACCUUGUUCCCCCGCCGCCUGUGACUACUUCACAUGGCUCUACGAUCGGUACAUACGCGUUCGCCGUCCCAGUGAGCGAGAUAUACUCGCUGCUGGUGCGCCCGCCGAGCAUAGGAUGGUGGUUUGGGAGUGUGGUGGUCAAUACGCGUGCGGGCGAUAGCUUUCCGGCUUUAUUCUUCCACGAUAGCGAGUGCCAGUCGACCAUUAUGCAGCGGAAGAAGCUGGCUCGGGAGAGCUUUGACCCGUUCAGCGAUGGUGGCGGCAUGUUCUGGGGCGGCGAUGAGGUCUUGCGGUGGCUGAAGAGAUACGUCAACGUCGAGCGUUCUGGAGUGGAUGCCAGCAUCUACCUCAUCGAGCCCAGCGAGGAAGAUAGACGAUCAGUGGGGAGGAAUGCACCUCGGUCGCCAAAGGCCAAAGCUGCUGACCGGGGAGAAGGCGGCGCUUCUUCGUCUCAGACGCCCGGGAAGAGAGACGGUGGGAUGGAUCCUGUAACCAAGGCGCUGAAGGAGGCGAGGUGGAAUUUCCUCGAGAAGCUAAGCCAGGUGACGACUUUCACUAGGAGGACGGCGCAAGCUGUAGCAGAGAACCCGAAACUUCCCCCUCAGGUGCGGCGGCUGAUCCAGAAUCCGGAGGUGCAGACGCUUCAGGAGGAAUUCGAUAGCGCCCGACUGUAUCUGGCGAGAUGGGCUAUGGGCAUCGCAGAGCAGAGCGAGCGGGAACGCAAUCAGAGGAUAUGGACUGCAAAGGAUGUCCUGGCCAUGGAGCAGAGCGAUGUUGGAGACUUCGAGAUUCUAGAUAUGGAGAGGAUGUCGAUGGCCGACAAGAGGAAGCCUCUGACCAUGAAAGAGUGGACGGAAUUUUUUGACGGGCAGGGCCGGCUACAGAUCACGCCUGAUGAGGUCAAGGAGCGCAUAUUCCACGGCGGUCUACAUCCCGACGAUGGCGUACGAAAAGAGGCGUGGCUUUUCCUCCUCGGCGUAUACGACUGGGAUAGUUCGGAAGAGGAGCGGAAAGCGAACCUUAAUAGUCGUCGAGAUGAGUACAUCAGGCUCAAGGGCGCUUGGUGGGAGCGAAUGGUCGAAGGCCACCACUCCCUAGAGCAAGAAGAGUGGUGGAAGGAGCAGAAGAACAGAAUAGAGAAGGAUGUGCAUCGAACAGACCGAACUAUUCCGAUCUUCAUGGGCGAAGACACGCCUCAUCCUGACCCGGACUCACCCUUCGCGGACGCCGGAACGAACGUCCAUCUCGAGCAGAUGAAGGACAUGUUGCUUACGUACAACGAAUACAACAAGGAUCUUGGAUAUGUGCAGGGAAUGAGCGAUCUGCUUGCGCCUAUCUAUGCUGUCAUGCAAGAUGAUGCGGUUGCGUUCUGGGGAUUUGUGAAUUUUAUGGACCGCAUGGAGAGGAACUUCCUCCGCGACCAAUCCGGCAUGCGAAAGCAGCUUCUCACCCUCGACCAGCUCGUGCAGCUCAUGGAUCCUAAGCUCUAUCUCCACCUGCAGUCCGCCGAUUCGACCAACUUUUUCUUCUUCUUCCGCAUGCUGCUCGUCUGGUACAAACGAGAGUUCGAAUGGGCCGAUGUGCUCAGACUGUGGGAGACGCUCUGGACGGAUUAUCUCAGCAGCAACUUCCACAUCUUCAUCGCGCUGGCCAUCUUGGAGAAGCAUCGGGAUGUCAUCAUGGCGCAUCUCAAGCAUUUCGAUGAGGUCUUGAAGUAUGUGAAUGAGCUCUCUGGUACCAUCGAUCUGGAAUCCACCCUCGUGCGCGCUGAAUCAUUGUUCCGGAGAUUCCAGCGGACAGUCGAAACGAUUGACAAGAAGGGCAACUUCCCGUCAGCCCCCCAAGCAAGACAACGGAAGUCGAUUGCUUCACCACCAACCUCGCCGGGUCCGUCGAAUACCAACGGUCAAGCUGCUACAUCAGCCACCGAUAAGGGGAAGCAACCGACCGGAGAAGAAGACGGAAAGGUAAUUAGCCCUGAGUUGCGGGGUUUGCUUAGUCGGAAAGUCGAGAAGCUCGACAAAGAAGACGUGGUGAAGCAUGGCGGUGGGUCGGGGUUGUAGGCGCAGUGAUCCACGAUAAUGCAACACACGGCUUCUAAGCAAUCGGGAGGCUCUCCUAUCUCGUUUUCAUUGACGGGUAUCGGUAUACAUAUCAGCAAAAGGGCGCGAUCCACAUCUCCUUCAAUGGAUGCGCUAGUGCAUAUACGGCGUUCAGGUCACGAUGGUCAAGUGUAUGGAAUUCGGCAAUGUGGGUACCGCGUUCGUCUUUCACUGCUCUCUUAUCAUGCAUACACCUCACUCUUCUCGAACAACACGCUGGU
Messenger RNA from Trematosphaeria pertusa, 2872 nucleotides. RefSeq names its product GTPase-activating protein GYP7. The coding region runs from base 171 to 2612 and encodes 813 amino acids. NCBI's taxonomy places the organism in Eukaryota, Fungi, Ascomycota, Dothideomycetes, Pleosporales, Trematosphaeriaceae. Gene Ontology annotation, biological process: activation of GTPase activity. Gene Ontology annotation, molecular function: GTPase activator activity. The transcript has 5 exons. The record is from RefSeq and is a predicted model, not a curated record.